Messenger RNA from Castor canadensis (American beaver), 1566 nucleotides. RefSeq names its product NXPE family member 3-like. The record is from RefSeq and is a predicted model, not a curated record. NCBI's taxonomy places the organism in Eukaryota, Metazoa, Chordata, Mammalia, Rodentia, Castoridae.
AUGUACUGGCCUGACAGCACCACCAUCCACCGGCCCCCAGGCCCCCAUCCUGUGUUUAGACAUGCCUCCAAGUCCACAGAAUCUCCACCAUUCUGGGACUCUCUCCCUCAGGAGCUUACCAACUUGACCAGUCUUCUGUACUGGCUUCCAACCCCAGGAGGGGGGGACCUGUUGGCCUCCACCAGCCCCCAGACCUCCACGUACCACCUGAGGGGUCCUGCCCAAGCCACCUAUGAGCUGGGAGGCCUCCUGGAGGUCAUCCUUGUAGCCAGGGACCACUGGGGCAGACCCAAGAGUCAUGGAGGGGAUCUGUUUCAGGCCCGGCUCCUGGGUCCAGAAUCAAAAGCGGGGGUCCCUGGGGAUGUCCAAGAUCUGGAGAAUGGCACAUACCUGGUGUCCAUCCCCCUGCUCUGGGUUGGGAAGGCCCAGGUGCAAAUGCGGCUGAUCCACUCCAGUGAGGCAGUAGGGGUUCUGCGCAGAAUCUGGAGAGAGAAACGGGCCACGGUUGACUUUAGGGGGUAUUUCCAGGGAAUGAAAGGGGCUAAAGAGACUGUGGUUUGCAAUGUUGACCCCCACUCAACUGGAGCUAAAGGGCUGACCUGUCAGUACAGGGAUGUGGUUUCAGGUGAGCUAUGGUUCUGUGCUCAACCCCCUACCCUUCCCUGCAACUCUUUAGUUGGUCACUCAGCUGGGAGUUACCUGAAGGUGACCACACGACACGAUGAAGCUCUGCUGGCCUGGAAUGUGACUGACAAGCUGCUUCCUCAGGGAAUUCCUCCAAUCCUGGUCAGCCCAGCAGCCCACUGGAACAUCGUUCUGGCUUUGCCCCCACGGCCUCCAUGCCACCCUGGUCUCAAGUCCCCAAAGCCCUCUGGCUUCUACUACCAAAAUACGUGGCACUCCCUGUCUUGUUCUGGCCGGACCUUCCCUACUGCUGACAGCAUCCUGGGCUGCCUGGCUGGCCGCGUGGUCCACAUGAUAGGAGACUCCACCCUUCGGCAGUGGUGGGAGUACCUCCGUGACACUGUGCCUUCUAUGAAGUCAGUGGAUCUUCAUGUCACAUAUCAGGCAGGGCCCCUGAUGGCCGUGGAGACCACUCGGGGCAUAGUGCUGCACUGGCGGGCCCACAGCUGGCCCCUGCGCACUGCCCGGACAUCAGUGGCCUCCCUGCACUCUGUGGCCAGAGAGCUGGGUGGCCUGGCCGGGGGUCCCUACACUGUGGUGGUGUUGGGUCUGGGAGCUCACUUUACCACCUUCCCUCCAUCCAUCUUUGUGCGACGACUGGCUGGGAUUCGGGCGGCUGUGAUGGCCCUGCUGGCCCGGGAGCCCAGUACUCUUGUGGUCAUCAAACUGGCCAACACUGGCUAUAAGUCUGUAUACGGCAGUGACUGGCUCACCCUCCAGGUGAACAGGCUCCUCCGAGCUGCCUUUGCAGGCCUCCGUGUGGCCUUUGUGGACGCCUGGGAUAUGACCAGCAGUCUGGCCUUGCCAGACAGCAUCCACCCAGGGAGGCUCAUUGUCCAAAAUGAGGUGGCCUUAUUCCUCUCCUUCAUCUGUCCCACCUGA